Messenger RNA from Rana temporaria (common frog), 3535 nucleotides. RefSeq names its product AT-rich interaction domain 4B (gene ARID4B). NCBI's taxonomy places the organism in Eukaryota, Metazoa, Chordata, Amphibia, Anura, Ranidae. The record is from RefSeq and is a predicted model, not a curated record. Bases 304 to 3381 code for a protein of 1025 amino acids. Gene Ontology annotation, biological process: regulation of transcription by RNA polymerase II. Gene Ontology annotation, cellular component: nucleus. The transcript is spliced from 19 exons. Gene Ontology annotation, molecular function: transcription cis-regulatory region binding.
AAUAAGCGGACUAGGAGGUGGGUCCUAAGGCUGACAGUUACGGCACCCAGUGGGUGGUACUAAGCGGUUGUGGAUGACGGUAUGCCUCGGUGUGUGGAAGAAGGAGAAUAGGAUUAAGGCUCCGGGAAGACGUGAAGGUGCAUAGCCGCCGUCUGUAGACUGCUAAACUUGCGCUCCAGGCCGGACUAGUAAAGAAAAACAAGUAGAAGGUUGCUGGUGAAAGCAGGUGGAGGACUUGUUUGGAGCUAUGGAACUGGCAGCAUCCCUGACAGAGGUCGCCGGAGUUUAAUAGCGUGAGAUGUAAUGGUCACCGGCGCUCCUCCGUUCCCCGAAGACAUAGGAGACGGCGGCUACAAAUGUCCGGACUCCGCACAACGACACAUGUAUAAGACUAAAAAUCUGAACAGCCCAAAAACGCUUCCUAUUUUUUCUUUGAUUAUGAAGUCUGUAGAUGAGCCCCCUUUCCUGUCGGUUGGUACAGAUGUAAGUGCUAAAUACAGAGGUGCUUUCUGUGAAGCCAAGAUAAAGUCCACAAAAAGGCUGAUCAAAGUUAAGGUAACCUUCCGAAGGGAUGCAACAGCUGUGGAAGUACAGGAUGAUCAUGUUAGAGGUCCACUAAAGAUUGGUGCUGUGGUAGAAAUAAAAAGGCCAGAUGGAACUUACCAGGAAGCGGUUAUUAAUAAAUUAACUGAUGCAAGCUGGUACACAGUCGUGUUUGAUGAUGGAGAUGAAAAAACUUUGAGAAGAUCAUCCCUCUGCCUAAAGGGAGAAAGGCAUUUUGCAGAAAGUCAAACACUCGACCAGCUUCCUCUUACUAAUCCUGAGCAUUUUGGUACUCCUGUAAUAGGAAAGAAAUCCAGUAGAGGAAGACGAUCCAAUCACAUUCCAGAAGAUGAAUCCUCCACCUCAUCCAGUGAUGAAGAUGAUGACAAAGACAAAACUGGAGACAAGUUUCAGGGAAAGGUUGUCUGUGUUUCCUUGAGCACCGAAGAAGAAAAAAACCCAUGGGUUCCUGCACUGGUGGUAUCACCAGAGUGUUGCGAUGACAUAGCUGUUAAAAAAGAUUUUAUUUUUGUACGCUCGUUUAAAGAUGGCAAAUUCUUUUCUGUUGGGAAAGCAGAUAUUCGAGACAUUGGUGACAUUUCUCUUCAAACUGACUGUAUUUUAAAGCCAGCGUGUGGCCAUGCCAUGGAGUUUAUAAAAAACAAAACGAUACCCGCCACUUGGAAAUCCGAGUUGAUAGAGGAAAGUUCCAGUAGUGAAACAGAAGAAGAUGGGGAGACAAAAGAUGAACAAGAAAACAGUAAUUGUGAAGAUGAGGAGGACGUGGAACCAUUUCCAGAUGAAGGCGAACACUUUUUACAACAGCUCUACAAGUUUAUGGAAGACAGAGGAACACCAAUCAACAAAAAACCUGUACUGGGAUACAGAAAUUUAAAUCUGUUCACAUUGUUUCGCCUUGUGCAUGAACUUGGAGGAUUCAAUAAUAUUGACAGUGGGGCGGUCUGGAAACACGUUUACCAGGAUCUUGGAAUUCCCGUAUUAAAUUCAGCUGCUGGGUAUAAUGUCAAAUGUGCUUACAAGAAGUAUUUGUAUGGCUUUGAGGAAUACUGUUCUUCCACCAAUAUUUGUUUCCACAUGGACCUACCGAAGAAAAUUCCAAAAUCAAGUAAAGAUUAUAAUCUUGAGAGUACAAAUUUUCCAAAACAAGAAACCAAAAAUGAUGGAAACCUUGAGGAAACUAGUGUUAAGAAUGACUGUUGUGUUAAAAACGAUACGUCUGUUUUAAAUGAAGAGGCCCGAAACUUGGACACAGAAAUAGAUGUUCCAUUUCCCUGUGCGAAGGAACCAAAAGGACUAUAUGAAAACCUUUCAGUUCAGGAUAAAAAUGAUCUGAAUGAAAGUGCUCAGGAACCAAAAGUGUACAAUACCAACAAGAAAAAAGGAGUAUCUGAUGAGUGGAUAAAAGAUGACAAAACACACAGACCAGCUGAUAAGAGUGUACCAAAAGUAAAACACAGAAGGAAAAUUAAGAAUAAAUCGGAAGCUGGUCGUAACAGAUCCAUAUCAGACAAAGAUGAAAACGAUUCCAAGCAAUGCAAACUCUUUUCAAGACCUUUAUUCCAGUCAUGUGACAAUGAGUCCUCCUUUGACUGUAAUGAUAGCCGAAAUUCUGCACAAGGUCUGCUGAAGCAUUUAGAAAUAGCUUCCAUUUUAAAUGGUCUUCAAGCUACAGAACUGUAUGAAGACAGCAUUAAACUGGAUCAGAAUAUGAAUAAAAAUGAAAAAGACUUUAAUAUGAGUAAUAUAAGGAAUGACCUGGCAGCAAGAUCAGAAGGAAAGAGAAGUCAAGAUACAGAAGGAAGUUAUUCUAGGGUAGACAAAUUUGACUGCAAAGCAACACAAGAGGGGUCUUCAGAUGAGACAGACUAUAAGCUUGAGGCUUCUAUGAGGAAGACAUUUGUAAAUAACUUUGACAAAAUAGCCAAAUCUCCUAUUAAAUCUAGUAAAAGGAAAUUUAUUUCAUGUGGCAAAGGUUUAAAUGCAAGCAUAAAUGAUGAAAGUAUCUCCUGCAAAGAGAUAACUGAUAGGUUUGAUGCUGACAUUAUUAUGUCCUCUGAUGAAGAGGAGCAACCAAAGUCAAAAGUUCCAUUGCUACAAAAGUGUAAUGGUUUGGAUGACAAAAAAAAAAAAAAGCAAACCACAAGAUUGUAUACAAGUUUACAGGACAUGUCGGAUAAAAAAGCUAAAACAAAUUCUUCAGAAGAAAGGCUGAGAGCCAAAGACCCCAAAGAUGUUUGGUCAAGUAUCCAGGGGCAAUGGCCUAAAAAGACUUUGAAGGAACUUUUUUCUGAUUCAGAUACAGAGGGCGCUUCAUCUCCACUUCACAGGGAUUUAGAAGAUAUUCCAAAUGAUUCAACUUUUCAGUCAGUUAAUAAUGAAACCAGAGAUUUGUCUGUGGAAUUUCUAAAACCUAUAACUCACACCAUUGAACUGAAACCAGCUGAUAAACAAAUUGUUGAAUUAGGUGAAAAUAAAGUGGACUUACCCAGCAGUGGAAGUAAUUCUGUACUGAAUACACCUCCUACAACACCAGAAUCUAUCUCUUCCAGGGUAUAUAGAAGACCACAGUUAACAUUUCAAAUAUUUGAACAUGCAGAAGCAAAUCGUGAAGAAGUAGAAAGCAAGAAAAGUGAAAGUAACAGUACAACUGAAUUGGAUAGCGUUACCUGUGAACUACAAGGUCUCCAGUUUGAAGCAAACCUUUCUCUGACAGGAUUUGAAGUUGGCAUCAACUCCAAUAGUAGUAAUCAUCUAGAAAGCCAGAGCAAGGAAAAAGGUAAACUCCAUAGGUGGUGUUACAGGCUAACUGUAUUUUAAUGUUUGUAAUUGUCAGGCAGAGCAUUGCCACUUACAAAACAACUUGUGAGUAUAGAUGUAAGGCACGUGGGCCUGGUGACAUGCAUACCUUUUAUGUACAGAUAUUAACCACUUGCUUACUGGGCACUUAAACCCCCUUCGUUCCCGGACCAAU